This is a messenger RNA of Pelobates fuscus (common spadefoot toad), 936 nucleotides long. Its product is annotated as olfactory receptor 8U9-like. The transcript has a single exon. Gene Ontology annotation, molecular function: olfactory receptor activity; G protein-coupled receptor activity; odorant binding. Gene Ontology annotation, biological process: sensory perception of smell; G protein-coupled receptor signaling pathway. NCBI's taxonomy places the organism in Eukaryota, Metazoa, Chordata, Amphibia, Anura, Pelobatidae. Bases 1 to 936 code for a protein of 311 amino acids. Gene Ontology annotation, cellular component: membrane. The record is from RefSeq and is a predicted model, not a curated record.
AUGGCAGGGUGGAAUAAUACACAUUUCAAGGAAUUUAUUCUUCUAGGACUCACUGAUAACCACAAACUAGAGAUUAUACUUUUUAUUAUAUUCCUUAUUUUUUAUAUUGUCACCUUUCUAGGUAACAUAGGCAUCAUAGUGGCCAUCAGAGCAGAUUCCCGACUCCAUACACCUAUGUAUUUUUUUCUCAACAAUUUGUCGUUCUUAGAUCUUUGUUAUGCAACUAUCAUAACACCAAAAACACUGGAGAACUUCCUCUCAAAAACCAAGGCCAUCGGUUACAAUGAAUGUGCACUACAAAUGUUUUUUUUUGCUGCCUCUGUAACUACUGAAUGUUUCUUAUUAGGAAUAAUGGCCUACGAUCGCUACGUAGCAAUAUGUAACCCAUUGCUGUACUCUGUUGUUAUGAGUAACAAGGUCUGCAUCCAGCUGGUCGCAGGAGCUUAUACUCUUGGCUAUUUAAAUUCAACACUUCAUACCAUUUGUACCUUUCGACUACCUUUCUGUAAAACCAACAAGAUUAACCAUUUCUACUGCGAUGUGCCUCCACUCUUGAAGCUAUCUUGUGUAGCUACAACCAUGAAUGAAAUUCUGAUGUUUAUAUUUGGAGGAUUUGCUGAAACAAGCUCCCUUUCCACAAUUAUUGUUUCCUACAGCUACAUUAUAACCACUAUACUGAGGAUUCGCUCAUCAGAAGGAAGAAAAAAAGCUUUUUCUACAUGUGCAUCUCACUUAGUGGCUGUCACAAUAUUCUACAGCACUAUCCUUUUUAUGUACCUGAGACCUACCUCUACAUAUUCCAUGAGCCAGGAUCGAGUUGCUUCUGUAUUUUAUAGUGUUGUUAUUCCAAUGCUAAAUCCACUUAUCUAUAGUUUAAGGAACAAGGAGGUAGCACAAGCAUUGAAAAAAAUCAAAGAUAAAUAUUGUUGUAAAUAA